Rhinopithecus roxellana (golden snub-nosed monkey) is the source of this 1917-nucleotide messenger RNA. RefSeq names its product BLOC-1 related complex subunit 7 (gene BORCS7). Lineage: Eukaryota; Metazoa; Chordata; Mammalia; Primates; Cercopithecidae. The record is from RefSeq and is a predicted model, not a curated record. The transcript has 5 exons. The coding region runs from base 60 to 377 and encodes 105 amino acids. Gene Ontology annotation, cellular component: BORC complex.
UGUCUUUUGGCCCCGGCGACUCACCAUCGCCCGUGCGGAGGCGAUCGCUAGUUGAAAGGAUGGCGACUGGAACGCCAGAUUCUCAAGCGCGAUUCGGCCAGUCCGUGAAGGGGCUUCUCACGGAGAAGGUGACCACCUGUGGUACUGACGUAAUCGCGCUCACCAAGCAGGUGCUGAAGGGCUCCCGGAGCUCCGAGCUGCUAGGUCAGGCAGCUCGAAACAUGGUACUACAGGAAGAUGCCAUCUUGCACUCAGAAGAUAGUUUAAGGAAGAUGGCAAUAAUAACAACACAUCUUCAAUACCAGCAAGAAGCUAUUCAGAAGAAUGUGGAACAGUCAUCAGAUCUACAGGACCAGUUGAAUCAUCUGUUGAAAUAGAAUGACAUGUAAGAGUGCUGUAGCACUCCUUUGCCUAAUGCUGAGGAGUAAAUACUUUAUACAACCGUCCUCUGGGUUUGGUUUUCUAUUUUCUUCUCCAAAAGUUAAGUUAGAAAAGUUCUGUGUUGAUGUACAGUUUCUCCUAAGAAGAAGCGAGGUGGUUGAAUUUUGGAGGCACUUCUUGAAUCGGACUAACCCAUGCUCUUAUUGAAUUCUUUCAGCUGCUGUGUUUAGUUUGAUAUUAAAGCAAAAUUAAAAGAGGUUUUAGUUUUUCCCAUAGAACUUUUAAUAUGUCAAAAGCUAUAUUGUCUGAAUUGCAGUACUUAAGCAAAUACUGAGUAGUGUUUUAAAUUCAGAAAUAGAGCUUCUAUUAUGAACACAUAAAAAUGAUUUUUUCUCUUAAUCAUUAUUAAGGAAAUAUUUUAAUUUCAUGGUCAUAUAAUGGUGAGAAGUAAUACCUGAUUGUUUCCUUUUCUGUUCUAGUAACUCAGAGGAGAUACGUGUUUUAUUUGUGAUAGCAAAUUCCUAAAUGAACAUUAGGCAAGUGGUAUCAUUAUCAGGCCAGCUGCAGCCUCUUGCCUUGACCUGCAUUCCUAGAAUUUCUUUGUUGCUGUAAUUCUUGAUUAAGUGACCUUGACUUUGAUUUUGUGAUUUUGCUAAUCAUCAGCAAACUCACUUGCAUGACGUUACUGCCUAAUAUGAAGGCAGUUGAAUUAUUAUGAGUGAUUGCCGCAGAGGGUUGUGCCAUGGUGAAAACUUUGAUGUUUGUCUGUGUUCAUUGGAUCCAUCUUUUUAAAUGACAUUACCAUGAGUUUGUGGUCAAACCUGAAUAUCUUUGUUUGAAUUUAAAAUGGGACUCUAUAUUGUUCUAGUUCAGGUCUUCAUUUACUAAGAGAUUGAGAGAAAUCUGACGUAAGAAAAUACUGUUUUCACUGCUGGAACAAAGAGGAGGUAACAGUGAAUCCAAUAUAGUUCAUAUUGUUAUCCAGUCAUCAAGUUAACUAAGCAUAUCAGAUUAUGUUUAUUUCUCAUCCAUAUGGAUAUUAACUUAAGGUAGAAAAGCUAGAUGUGAAGGGUCUGAAAAGGCAUUAAUUUAUGUACUAAUUCUGUAAAUAUGUAUUAAUUGCAGUAUUAUUAAAUACAGAUGGACUCAAUUUACCUUUGAAAAGGAAGACCACUAAUUUAGAAAAUGAAGCUAAGUGCAGUCAUUACAAGAAGCAGAGAAAUACUUAAGUUGGAAAAAAAUUAAAAUGAAGGGAUGGUCUAAGUUUUCUUUAUGCUGGAACAAAUAUUAAAGAAGCAACGAUUGCUUACAUUGUAUGUGAUAAAAUAUAUGUUUCACAAUCAAAAUUUUAAUAGUAAAUAUAAGAUAAAAUUUAUAUUAAAUAAUGAAAAUGUAUUUGUACUGAAUUUAGUCACUAGAGAACAUUGUAACAAAAUACAUGAAAGAAAAGUAGCCAGAAAUGUGAGAACAGGUGGAAAUGUAUACAUUAUUUGAUGGGUGUUUUUAAUAGAAAUAAACAACAUACAUAGAAUUAAA